Drosophila eugracilis is the source of this 943-nucleotide messenger RNA. RefSeq lists its product as uncharacterized. The transcript has 3 exons. The record is from RefSeq and is a predicted model, not a curated record. NCBI's taxonomy places the organism in Eukaryota, Metazoa, Arthropoda, Insecta, Diptera, Drosophilidae. Bases 54 to 884 code for a protein of 276 amino acids.
ACUGAUUUGGUUUCCCUAACAUCUUCUCGACUUUAAGAUCUUUAAACUGAAAUAUGCAGCGAUUCAUGAAGGUAUUCAACCAGCAAACAUGCAAAAUAAUCGGCAUGAUACACGUGGAUGCGCUGCCAGGAACACCACGAUACACCGGCAACUGGAAACAGACGAUUGAGAAGGCUGUAUACGAGGCAAAUCUCUACAAGAAACAUAAACUGGAUGCUGUGCUUAUAGAAAAUAUGCAUGAUAUUCCGUAUGUACCAGAGCGCCUCCUGGGUGCCGAGAUAGUGGCUUGCAUGACACGACUGGCAUUGGCAGUGCGGGAAGUGAUCCCCAAGGAAACUCCUUGUGGUGUUCAAGUUCUUGCCUGCGGCAAUAAGCAAGCACUGGCUAUUGCCAAAGCCAGUCAGCUGCAGUUUAUACGCAGUGAGGGAUUCGUUUUCGGCCACGUGGCGGAUGACGGUUACACGGAUGCUUGUGCGGGGGACUUGUUGCGGUAUCGCAAGCUAAUCGAUGCAGAGGAUGUACUGAUCUUUACAGAUUUGAAGAAGAAACAUAGCUCACAUGCUAUUACCGCUGAUGUCAGCCUUUUGGAAACCGCCCAUGCUGCAGAAUUCUUCCUCACUGAUGGGAUUGUCAUCACAGGAACAGCCACAGGUCAUGCAGCAAGUCCCGAAGAUCUGCAGCAGCUAUCCGGCAGGGUAAAGGUUCCCCUGAUAAUUGGCUCCGGGGUAACCAAAGAUAAUAUUGGGAGUUACUUCAAAGAUGCCCACGCAGUCAUAAUUGGGUCACAUUUCAAGCGGAAUGGUAAUUGGCUGGAGGCGAUUAGUGAACAAGCAGUAGAUGAUUUCAUGCUAAAGAUUUGUCAUCUACGACGAUCAAAAGGAUAAGCUCUGUAAAUGAUUUUAUUGACGUGUAUAAAUGUUUUAAAUGAAUAAUGGAUAAUGUA